CGAUCGUGACGUAACUGGAGCAAAACUUUUGUGUCAUUGCAACAAAAAUAGAACGAGUAAAGAAAAAUAAUUAUAAAUUAUUAUUUUUCUUCUUACUCGUAUUAUUAGACUGUAUUUAUUAUUCUAAAAGAUUCGUGAAGCUAUUGGUUAGAAGAGUCGUAAAAUUUUAUUAAAAAUACUUUCGGUUACGUCACGUUCGAGUACCUUCAAUUUCAUUCGUCAUUCAACAUUGCGCCGAUUUAAAAAUGGCGAUGGAAGGUGCGAAAGACGCUCUCUUGACUUUGAUGAAAAAGAAAGAAAGUAUCGAGGAGGAAAUUAAUUCACUUUUUGCCGUUUUGAAAUCCCAAAACAUUGGAAUGUCAGAUCCAGUUGUUGAUUCUGAGGGUUAUCCGAGAUCCGAUAUUGAUGUUUAUCUCGUCAGGCAGACAAGACAGAGAAUUAUAUGUUUACAAAAUGAUCAUAAGGAAGUAAUGAAACAAAUAGAAGCAGGAUUGUAUUCUUUGCAUGCUGAGCAGAAAGAAUCAAAUAGCAAUUUAUUACAGUCAACUCAAUCACAAGACACUGAAUCACUUUCACCUUUUGCCAAAGUCAACUGUGUUGAUUUAAAUUCUCCAGCAGAUAAUGCUGUAAGUGAAAUUGAUUUUAAUUUCCAUAGUUUUCUAUUCUAA
Messenger RNA from Centruroides sculpturatus (bark scorpion), 668 nucleotides. Its product is annotated as 26S proteasome non-ATPase regulatory subunit 9-like. Gene Ontology annotation, cellular component: cytoplasm; nucleus. The transcript is spliced from 4 exons. Gene Ontology annotation, biological process: proteasome regulatory particle assembly. The record is from RefSeq and is a predicted model, not a curated record. Lineage: Eukaryota; Metazoa; Arthropoda; Arachnida; Scorpiones; Buthidae. The coding region runs from base 246 to 668 and encodes 140 amino acids.